This is a messenger RNA of Talaromyces amestolkiae, 1593 nucleotides long. RefSeq lists its product as uncharacterized. The coding region runs from base 1 to 1593 and encodes 530 amino acids. NCBI's taxonomy places the organism in Eukaryota, Fungi, Ascomycota, Eurotiomycetes, Eurotiales, Trichocomaceae. The transcript has 4 exons. Gene Ontology annotation, molecular function: protein binding. The record is from RefSeq and is a predicted model, not a curated record.
AUGACUUGCAUUUCCCUUCAGAAUUCAACCACCUGUUCCGCCUUUAACGUCUCUUCUAUAUCGACAACCGAUACUACCGUGGUCGGAUACUACCCGUUCCUCAAAAACGUCAGCAAUGUGGAUGAAUUCGACAAGCAAUUGACUGCUUACGCCAAUGAUGCCUAUGUCCAGCAGCAAUAUACCUCUCGCAUAGGCUGUACUGCAGUCAACCUAACAGACACCAGUGACUACUAUGCUCGCUACACGAUUAGUGUCAUUUGCAAUGGUAUCGUGCAAAAUUCAAAGACUCCUUGCGGCCUGACCAAUUCCCAGUCCCCGCCUCUCUGUGCAACUACAUGCGCUUCGUACGCAACAAGUGAAGAAGAAGUUGCAAUCAAUAAUAAAUUAUGUGCUACGACACUCUCGACUUACAUGGAUCAAAUUCGUGCUGACUUCAUUGACUGCUCAAUGCCCGCUGACUCUCUUACUGGUUCAUGUAUUACGGGCGAGAUGAACGAACCCGAUAACUGCGGCUACAGCUCGAAUCUGCCGGGCUUGUGUACCUAUUGUGCAUCAAGCUCACCAAACGCGACCGACUCUUGUUGUAUCAACUCCAACGCAUCCACCCGAUGCUCCAAUGUCGACAUUCCCUCUACUUCUUCGAUUCCGCCUCUAUUCACCGUUACCGCGACAGCUACUACAACACCUACUUCGGCAGGUAACUCAAGUAGCUCUCAUCUUUCAGGUGGCGCAAUUGCAGGUGUCGUAGUGGGUUCUGUUGCAGGUGUUGCCAUUCUUGCAGGCCUCAUAUUUUUUCUAUUGUUCUGUCUGCGCAAGCGCCGCAACUCGGUAAACAACGAUGUCUUCAACCAACCCACACCCAAGAGAAGCAACCAGCCGAUGCAAAUGGCUCCUGUGGUUGGCGCACAACGCAGCACGGAGCCUGUACCAGGCGGCCGUGUAGCAAGAAUGUCAGCACUACAAGCCGAGGUAGAUGACUCCGAUCGCAGUGCUAGCAGAGGUAUGUUUGCGGCAGCAGGAAAGUACAGCGAUACAUCCGACUCGGAAGGAUUGGUUUCCAGCCCUGAAUCCCGUUCUCGACGAAGAGCCCCUGUUGCCGGCAGACGCCAGGGUUCACUCUCCAGUACCUCUGUGUUGGGCAUGGAUACCGACAGCUCACCUCUAUCGGGCACAGCAGGUCAAUUUUCGUCUCCUGAAGGUGUUGCGAGUGGACAGUCAGAGCAGUUGCCUUAUUUCCGCGAUUACUAUUCGCAAGAUGACAUCCAUCCUAACGACAAGGUUUCUGUGCUAUGGGCGUACCAACCACGUGCAGCGGAUGAGUUUGAUUUGGAUCGGGGGGAUAUGAUAAAGAUUGUUGGUAUUUGGGAUGAUGGUUGGGCAACCGGUGUACGCAUCAAUGAACGAGCAGAGGACUUUGAAGAUGAGCACAACGUUCAACGUGACAGUGGAGUAUCGAAUGGUUCUCAGGCAAGACGCAACUCAUCGCCUCAGCCGCGAGGUGAGAUCAAAGCAUUCCCUCUUGUCUGUGUGUGUCUGCCGCAGCAUUGGAGGAAAAUUAUCGAUGGCGAUGCAGUCCAGGCGGGAACUCCUUGA